AAUGCUCUCCACAGCUUAUUUUAGAUCACUUCAGCUCCCGCGCUUCCCCCUCAGGAGGUGUCAUGGUUAUCGCUCAUAUACCCCAUUCCUCCACUUUCACAUUCAAAUCUCGGCCAUUUGGGGAAGGAGAGGAAUAGGGCAUUUUCGGAUGGCGGAUCUCCCCACAAAAACCAUCGAUGUUACGACCCUCAUGUCCUACAGCGACGAUCUUGUUUCGAUCCUGAAGAACAUGAAGGACAUCAACCCUUUGAUUCACUUGCUGGAUGGGGCGAAUAAGCUCCGAUCUUCUUGCGAGGCUGAUCGAUCCGAUCUUCAUAUCCAAAUACAAGACUAUCAGAAGAAGAUAAAUGCAUGUGAGCAAAACAUAGACGAGGCAAAGAAUGAAAUUGGCACCAAUAUAGAACUAGAGCUCCCUCAAAAUGAGUUGGAAGAAGAACUGCAAAAGGAACGACUGCUUCGCGAGGAACUUAGAAUAGUUAUGGAUGAGAUUGAUGAUCUGGAACAUAAAAGGGUCUCUGUUGAAGAACGAAAGGGAAAUCUAAAGAAAAUCGAGAAAGAUGCAUCAAGGCAACAGAACAUGCUUUCUAUGCAUGCUUCAGUGACAAAUAUCAGCCCAGACUUAGGCGAUCAAUACAGAGUUUCUGGACAUAUUGUUGAAAGGGAUAGAAAGAUUGUUGAGAAGUUUGAGUUUGAAUCUGCAAAGACAAACCCUGUGGAGAUAUGCAACAGCCUCCGGAAAAUUAUGGACCUUUGAAGAACCAUCGGUUUUUGCUUAUCUGCUAGAAGUUGUGGAAACAAACAAACUAUUUGGAAGUUGUGAAAUUCUUAUACUGGUGUUUUUCUAGAUUGUACAAAUUACAAUGUUGAGGGCUGCUUACCUUCCUCAGCUGUAGGUUAACUUUACAUACGAGCACAAAAAUGGACCGUACCAUGCUUGUUGUAGGCAAUUGGUUCUCUUUUGAAAAUAUCCACUUACAUAUAAGAAAGAAAUACCAUCAUUAGCUGAGUUUAAAAUGAUGAGUUCAACCUUGAA
Messenger RNA from Magnolia sinica, 1033 nucleotides. Its product is annotated as kinetochore protein SPC24 homolog. The transcript has 6 exons. NCBI's taxonomy places the organism in Eukaryota, Viridiplantae, Streptophyta, Magnoliopsida, Magnoliales, Magnoliaceae. Bases 2 to 754 code for a protein of 250 amino acids. The record is from RefSeq and is a predicted model, not a curated record. Gene Ontology annotation, biological process: regulation of chromosome segregation.